Molecule: messenger RNA, 6115 nt
Organism: Chinchilla lanigera (long-tailed chinchilla)
Lineage: Eukaryota; Metazoa; Chordata; Mammalia; Rodentia; Chinchillidae
Gene: Cand1
Product: cullin-associated and neddylation-dissociated 1
Biological process (GO): SCF complex assembly; protein ubiquitination
Cellular component (GO): nucleus
Source: RefSeq, a predicted model, not a curated record
CUUUCCCGCCGGCGUCCGCGCGGUCCCUGGCCGGUGAGGCCGCGCGGGCUCUCCCGCUGCAGCCUCGCAGCCCCACGUCGCUGCCGGGGUGGAUCGCUGCGGCCCGAGCCGGAGAAGCGCUCCUGGGGGUGACGGCGGAGCGGUGGCGUGGCAGUUCUGUUCCAGGGCACCGGUUUAUGGCUACAAAUGAUUUGAUGACAGAACUGCAGAAAGAUUCUAUCAAGUUGGAUGAUGAUAGUGAAAGAAAAGUAGUGAAAAUGAUUUUGAAGUUACUGGAAGAUAAAAAUGGUGAGGUACAGAAUUUAGCUGUCAAAUGUCUUGGUCCUUUAGUGAGUAAGGUGAAAGAAUACCAAGUAGAGACAAUUGUAGAUACCCUCUGCACUAACAUGCUUUCUGAUAAAGAGCAACUUCGAGAUAUUUCAAGUAUUGGCCUUAAAACAGUAAUUGGAGAACUUCCUCCAGCUUCCAGUGGUUCUGCAUUAGCUGCAAAUGUAUGUAAAAAGAUUACUGGACGUCUUACCAGUGCAAUAGCAAAGCAGGAAGACGUCUCUGUUCAGCUAGAGGCCCUGGAUAUCAUGGCUGAUAUGCUGAGCAGGCAAGGAGGACUUCUUGUUAAUUUUCAUCCUUCAAUUCUCACCUGUCUACUCCCCCAGUUGACCAGCCCUAGACUUGCAGUGAGGAAAAGAACCAUUAUAGCUCUUGGCCAUCUGGUUAUGAGCUGUGGAAAUAUAGUUUUUGUAGAUCUUAUUGAACAUCUGUUGUCAGAAUUGUCCAAAAAUGAUUCCAUGUCAACAACAAGAACUUACAUACAAUGUAUUGCUGCUAUUAGCAGGCAAGCUGGGCAUAGGAUAGGUGAGUACCUUGAGAAGAUAAUCCCUUUGGUGGUAAAAUUUUGUAAUGUAGAUGAUGAUGAAUUAAGAGAGUACUGCAUUCAAGCCUUUGAAUCAUUUGUGAGAAGAUGUCCUAAGGAAGUAUAUCCUCAUGUUUCUACCAUUAUAAACAUUUGUCUUAAGUAUCUUACCUAUGAUCCAAAUUAUAAUUAUGAUGAUGAAGAUGAAGAUGAAAAUGCUAUGGAUGCUGAUGGUGGUGAUGAUGACGACCAAGGCAGUGAUGAUGAAUACAGUGAUGACGAUGACAUGAGUUGGAAAGUGAGGCGCGCAGCUGCUAAGUGCCUGGAUGCCGUCGUUAGCACAAGACACGAGAUGCUUCCAGAGUUCUACAAGACUGUCUCUCCUGCGCUGAUAUCCAGAUUUAAAGAGCGGGAGGAGAAUGUAAAGGCGGACGUUUUUCAUGCAUACCUCUCUCUUUUGAAGCAAACUCGUCCUGUGCAAAGUUGGCUGUGUGACCCUGAUGCAAUGGAGCAAGGAGAAACACCUUUGACAAUGCUUCAGAGUCAGGUUCCCAACAUCGUUAAAGCUCUGCACAAACAGAUGAAAGAAAAAAGUGUGAAGACCCGACAGUGUUGUUUUAACAUGUUAACUGAACUGGUAAAUGUAUUACCGGGCGCCCUAACACAACACAUUCCUGUGCUUGUACCAGGAAUUAUUUUCUCACUAAACGAUAAAUCCAGCUCGUCGAACCUGAAGAUUGAUGCUUUGUCAUGCUUACAUGUGAUCCUCUGUAACCACUCUCCUCAAGUCUUCCAUCCUCAUGUUCAGGCUUUGGUCCCUCCGGUGGUGGCUUGUGUCGGAGACCCAUUUUACAAGAUUACAUCUGAAGCACUUCUUGUUACUCAGCAGCUUGUCAAAGUAAUCCGUCCUUUAGAUCAGCCGUCUUCGUUUGAUGCAACUCCUUACAUCAAAGAUCUCUUUACCUGUACCAUUAAGAGGUUAAAAGCAGCUGACAUUGAUCAGGAAGUGAAGGAAAGGGCUAUUUCCUGUAUGGGACAAAUUAUUUGCAACCUUGGAGACAAUUUGGGUUCUGAUUUGCCUAAUACACUUCAGAUUUUCUUGGAAAGAUUAAAGAAUGAAAUUACCCGGUUAACGACAGUGAAAGCAUUGACACUGAUUGCUGGGUCACCUUUGAAGAUAGAUUUGAGGCCUGUCCUGGGAGAGGGAGUUCCUAUCCUUGCUUCAUUUCUCAGGAAAAACCAGAGAGCUUUGAAACUGGGAACCCUGUCUGCCCUAGAUAUUCUAAUUAAAAACUAUAGUGACAGCUUGACAGCUGCCAUGAUUGAUGCCGUUCUAGAUGAGCUCCCACCUCUUAUCAGCGAAAGUGAUAUGCACGUUUCACAGAUGGCUAUCAGCUUUCUUACUACCCUGGCAAAAGUGUAUCCCUCCUCCCUUUCAAAGAUAAGUGGAUCUAUUCUCAAUGAACUUAUUGGACUUGUAAGAUCACCCUUAUUGCAGGGGGGAGCUCUUAGUGCCAUGCUAGACUUUUUCCAAGCUCUGGUUGUUACUGGAACAAAUAACUUAGGAUACAUGGAUUUGCUGCGCAUGCUGACUGGUCCAGUUUACUCUCAGAACACAGCUCUUACUCAUAAGCAGUCUUACUAUUCCAUUGCCAAAUGUGUAGCUGCUCUUACCCGAGCGUGUCCCAAGGAGGGGCCAGCUGUAGUAGGUCAGUUUAUUCAGGAUGUCAAGAACUCGAGGUCUACAGACUCCAUCCGCCUCCUAGCUCUGCUUUCUCUUGGAGAAGUUGGGCAUCACAUUGACCUAAGUGGUCAGCUGGAACUGAAGUCCGUGAUACUGGAAGCGUUCUCAUCUCCUAGUGAGGAGGUGAAGUCAGCUGCGUCCUACGCACUAGGCAGCAUCAGUGUGGGCAAUCUUCCCGAAUAUCUGCCAUUUGUCUUGCAAGAGAUAACCAGUCAGCCCAAAAGGCAGUACCUUCUGCUUCACUCCCUGAAGGAAAUUAUUAGCUCUGCAUCAGUGGUGGGCCUUAAACCAUAUGUUGAAAAUAUCUGGUCCCUGUUACUAAAGCACUGUGAGUGUGCAGAGGAAGGUACCAGAAACGUCGUUGCUGAAUGUCUAGGAAAACUCACUCUAAUUGACCCAGAAACUCUCCUUCCACGGCUUAAGGGGUAUUUGAUAUCAGGCUCAUCAUAUGCCCGAAGCUCAGUUGUUACAGCUGUGAAGUUUACUAUUUCUGAUCAUCCUCAACCUAUCGAUCCACUGUUAAAGAACUGUAUAGGUGAUUUCCUAAAAACUUUGGAAGAUCCAGAUUUGAAUGUAAGAAGAGUAGCCUUGGUCACAUUUAAUUCAGCAGCACAUAACAAGCCAUCACUAAUAAGGGAUCUUUUGGAUACUGUUCUUCCACAUCUUUAUAAUGAAACAAAAGUUAGAAAGGAGCUUAUAAGAGAGGUAGAAAUGGGUCCAUUUAAACACACAGUCGAUGAUGGUCUGGAUAUUAGAAAGGCCGCCUUUGAGUGUAUGUAUACCCUUUUGGACAGUUGUCUUGAUAGGCUGGAUAUCUUUGAAUUUCUAAAUCAUGUUGAAGAUGGUUUGAAGGACCAUUAUGAUAUUAAGAUGCUGACAUUUUUAAUGUUGGUGAGACUCUCUACGCUUUGUCCAAGUGCAGUGCUGCAAAGGUUGGAUCGGCUGGUUGAGCCCUUGCGUGCCACAUGUACAACUAAGGUAAAGGCAAACUCAGUAAAGCAGGAGUUUGAAAAGCAAGAUGAAUUAAAGCGGUCUGCCAUGAGAGCAGUAGCAGCACUGCUGACCAUCCCAGAAGCAGAGAAGAGCCCGCUGAUGAGUGAAUUCCAGUCGCAGAUCAGCUCUAACCCUGAGCUGGCAGCCAUCUUCGAGAGCAUCCAGAAAGAUUCGUCAUCCACUAAUUUGGAGUCAAUGGACACUAGUUAGAUGUUUGUUAAUAGGGGGACCGUUGCCCUUGAGCACACACUGCACUGAAUCGACCAGUUAACCAUAAGACGCGGAAGGAGAAGUGUCUGAAAGCUCCCAAAUGCUCCACUUUCUUUUUCUUCAUGGCAGCAGUUUGUUCCGCUUUCUUCCAUUAUAGUUUUUGUAGCAUUUAUUUCAAAAAGAUGUAUUUCCAUAAUCCUGAGGUUGUAAAACCACUAAUGUGUUAGUGGUUAGGACAACAUUUAAAGUGGAAACUAAAAGUUAGGGUUUGUGGAAUGUGGAGAGAGGGUCCAGUAUCUAUUUACCCUGUAAUGUUUAGGAUUAAAAUGUUAAACUUUUGUGACCAUGAAUUUCUUCUUUUUAUACAUUUUCUCAAAAAUCAAAAAUUCUUUAAGACGAAAACCAUGUUUCUUGUAUAACUUUCUCUUUUAGCAUCAUAAUAGAUUUUUCGCUGGCAGACAAGAAUAUCCGUUUUAAUUUGUUAUAUUUCAGAGGGUUUGGCAGUUAAAAAAGAUAAAACAACAUUUUUUUAACUCUGAGGGUUAAUAAUAUCCCUGUUGCAUACACUAAUUUUGCAUGAGCGAGUUUACAAAUAUGUAUUGUCUGUAAAGCAGCAUGUGCAGUUAUUCAUAGUACAGAAAUUUAAAUAAGUAUUAUUAGUGCAAUUUUCAGAUACUUAUUUUUGCACAAAAACUCGUAUCUGGAAAGAGGGGAGAGAGGGGAGUAAACUUCUGAAACUUUGGUUUCCUUAAUGCCAGUGUGAGCUUGCAGACGUGUUUAGUAAAUCAAGUCACCGUAACAGCCAUUUUUUUCCUAUUACAAAUUUUGUUACACAUUUAAAGUUUGAAUGUUUGAAGUACUCAGUACCCAGUUUUUCUCAGUCACUGUGUGUGUGUUUCCACCGAGAAAUUCUUACAGCCAGAUUUUUCUUUCCUUCUCUGUGGAUGUCUACAUUCCUUAUGGAAAGAUGCAUAUACUAUGUCUGUCUGCUUUUAAAUUUUGUUUCUAGGAAAAUUCUGCAGCCAGCUGUCAGGUUUGUUAAUACUUCCUUUUAGUUGAGUUUUUCUUAUCUCUUGUAGAACAAAUUUACAUGCUAUAUUUGGUAAGUGUUUACUGCUUUUCCUGAUUAAGGGAUCUGUGCUGAGGGACAAAGCUUUUGCAGUACCUUCUGUUAUAGUUGAAAUUUAUUUAAGAUAACUUCGAGUGAGCUCAUUUCACACUGUAGCCUCGUCCUUCAAAUUCGUGGUGCUCCUGUAAUAGUAAGAACUAACUUCUGAAAUAAAAGGCAUCUCCUAAUGCUGUGCAGGCAUAGUUUACAUGUGUGAACGGAGGCAGUUGUUAAAUUGAGUGACCAAUUUCAAGCAGUCAGAUAUUUGAAAGCUGUACCUUUUAGUUUUGAAACUGUGAAUUAGAAAUAUUUUCCGGCUAUAUUAUUUACCUGCUUUAACAUCUGAAUAUGCGGUGGUUUUAAUAACAUACUGUGGUUUUAGUUUAAGGACUUGAUUUUGAAUGUUCAGAUGAUAACACAGAAAUGGCUACUAGUGAGGCUUUUAUUUAGUACUUUGACAUGGAAUAUAGUUAUAUGAAGUUAGUGCCAUUUAGAAAUAGGGCACUUGAUAAUCCUAUACCAUAAUUUGCAUAAAACUAAUAGAAAUUUAUUUUGAGAUGUUAGUAUAUAUGUACCAUACAUUGCUGUGGUAUAGAUGUUGUGGCUAUGUUGAAGUUUUUGAUUAUGGUUUCACAAUAAAUUAUAAUACUGUAGGCUCUAGGACUGAACAGGAGACUGACAUACCUAUGUUGUGUGAGUGUCUUAGUUAAGUGCCUAAAAUUAAGUUGAAAUUAUUUUUCCCAUGUUUUUAACAUCCAGCAUACAUGUCAUUUUUAUUUUUACUUUUUGAGUAUUGCAAGACAGCUCUUUUUGACAUAGAUAAAAUGCUUAUACUGGAGAAACAGAGAUAGCUGUUACAGUCUCGGUGUUAACCUGCGUGUGUAUUCUCAUACGUAACAAAAUUAGUAACAAAGGGAGUGUUCAUAAUUUUAAAUGCAGUCAUUCUUAUUAACCCCGUACUUGUAAUGGUGAUAUGGUCUGGAUACUGGCGUGUAAUUAGCAAAGUCUAGUGAGGUGUGGAGUCUAGAUGUAUUCUACACUCAUACUGCUUACUGGAAAUGUUAGGAAGUUCUGCUUAAGAAUCUCCAUUCCUUAUUGUAAGUCUGAAAGUUGGGUUGUGAGAGUAAACUGUUUGCCAAUUUUUGUGAGGACAUUUAAAUUCGUUUUAGAGUCUCUUUUUUUCUUCCUUUUUUUUUUUUUUUUUGUUUUU